AUGUACCAAAUGCAAAGUAUUUUGACAGCAUGUUUUGCUCCAGAUACCAAACAUACAGACGAUUGGUUCAAAAACCAAAGCACACAAGAACUUUUGAGCGAAGCACAGCGAGACCGACUUUUUUCGGGGUCGCCUAAAACUCAUGAAAAUCGUAAAAAUUUGCCAAAUGGUUUGAGAGGUUGGUAUGUACAUAGACUUCUUGUAAAUGCUGUUGCAAUGUGGGCUUCGCCUCGUUAUGCUUGGUAUAUUUACAGACUUCUUGACGAAAUUCAUAGACAAGAACGUGAAGAGAUGGAAAAGAAACUUCAAGCAAAAGAUGAAGUCAUUGAAGCAAAAGACAAAAGCAUUCAGAAAAGAAUACCACGUUCGGUACCAAAAGGAAAGGAAAAGAACUAUAAGUAUAUGAUUUAUACUGAAGAGAUGGAAAAUGAAGAAGAUAAAGAUAUGGUUAUGUUGCAUUUAGUCAGAAGAAACAACAAAAGCUUUUACGACCUUGCUAAGAUUUACAAAUCUGACAGAAAUUGGUUCUAUCGCGAAAACUUACCGAUUUCAAUGACACCGAAUGAAGAUGUGAAACAAAUAGUUCAAGAUAC
This is a messenger RNA of Trichomonas vaginalis G3, 593 nucleotides long. Its product is annotated as KilA, N-terminal/APSES-type HTH, DNA-binding family. The record is from RefSeq and is a predicted model, not a curated record. The transcript has a single exon. NCBI's taxonomy places the organism in Eukaryota, Parabasalia, Trichomonadida, Trichomonadidae. The annotation marks the transcript as partial.